GAGGAGACAAGGAUUUCAACAUUGUUUAUUUUGUUUGCAUCAGAAAUUGAGUCACAACCAUGGAUCUGGCGUAAAUUUACAGGUCUCAAAGGCUUUCAAAAUUAGCAUGAUAGAUUCUUUAAGCCCAACUGUGAGUCGUCAAAAGAAUAUCUGCAUGCAGAGGAGGGAGUAUUUUCUUUAACUUGAACAUUCAAUGACAAUCCCAUUGCAGCUGCUCUUUGGAAGUACACCAGAAAGAGAACUUAUCUUUUGCAUAUUAAUGUCACAGUAAACAUAAGAGCUAUUGAAUGAAAGAGACUCGUCAGGUGUGUUGAAUUUUUAAAAGUGAGGAUCAUGCAGGAACCCUGAGUCCAUGUCUACAUUUUCAUGCUGGAAUACAUUUUUAUUUUCAGAAGGUAUGAUCAGCUGAGGUCAAAAAGGGCCUUUGCUGAGGAAUCAGAUCUUCCCAGACAGAAGGCGUAGAAAUUUGUGUGGGCGCUUGGCUCUCUAAUGGAUGUUACACGUAGAUGCUCCUGGAGGCUAUGUCUGGAUGUCUCUUUUCCUAGCCAUUGGUUCUGACUUCUCUCUGGUUCUUUGACAUUAAGGUGCUAACAUCACUAUUUUGAUUUGUGAGACUCUGUGAAGUUGAACUCGCGUUUACUACUCAAGAGAUUUUUAACAUGCAAACUUCUGUUGAGCAAUUGUGAUGAUUACAUGUAUGUACCAGUACCCAUCUACAGUGUAUUCCCUGAAAGCAUCUAUGUGUCUGAUUUUACUCUGUUUGAUAGUGAUCUCCAUCUACAAAUCAACCCUGGCCUGCACAUCUUUGCAUGAAUCACACGCUAAUGAACAUUGAUUGUGUACUCAGGAUCAUUAUCAUACUCUCUAAUGCCAGGCAAGGAUUAGUUGGUACACAUAGCUAUGUUCCUCUUGGAUGUUUACUUAUCGUGCCGGAUUAAUUAGGAUAUACCAUGAAGCGAAGUGAAAGCACCACAACGUCCAUGAAGGACAAAGUCAGGAAGGGAGUGACUGCAAUCAACAACGGUGUGAAGAACCUUCCCAAGGUCAGCCUAGGACCUAUCAUCCUUGGUCAAUCCAAUGGACAGCGUUCUUUACCAGAUUCCAUGAACAUGGAUGAGAACGAGCUGCUGUCGGAGCCCAAGUACCGUGCCUAUGUCAGCGCGGUAGAGAAGGCGCUCAAGGCCUUCGAGUACUCCAGUGAAUGGGCGGACCUCAUCUCGGCAUUGGGAAAGCUGAACAAGGUCCUGCAAACAAACUCGCGGUACCGUAUCAUUCCAAAGCGUCUCUUGAUUGGGAAACGUUUGGCCCAGUGCACGCAUCCUGCCCUUCCUAGCGGGGUCCAUCUCAAGGCCUUAGAAACAUAUGAUCUUAUCUUCAGAUUCAUCGGACCAAAGCUGCUAUGUCAGGACAUGUUCAUAUACAGUGCAGGUCUAUUCCCUCUGCUCGGCAAUGCCUCCAUGUCGGUCAAGCCUGUUCUACUCAAUAUAUACGAGGAGCAUUAUCUUCCGUUAGGAGAGCAUCUGAAGCCUGCCCUCACAGGUCUCCUCCAGGGCAUCCUUCCUGGUUUAGAGGAAGGUUCAGAUUUUUUUGACAGUACCAACGCGCUGCUAGAGCAGCUAUGUGCCGGUAUGGUCAAGUCAAACUUCUAUGGUGCUUUGUGGGAAUGUGUUCUGUCCAGUCCAGUGGUCAGACUACCGGCCAUCUCCUUCAUCCUGUCUCAGGUGGACAGAAAACUGCCUAUCAGUGACCAGAAGUACUUCCUUGGUAGUAACAAAUGCAUCAUGGUGAAAGCUGUAUGUGCAGCCAUCAACGAUGCUGUGGUGCUCGUUCAACGCAGUGUGCUAGACCUCAUAAUGAUCUGCUUCCCCAUCCACAACUGCGGCUUAGAGCCUGAUGAACUUGCCCAGCUACUCACGGCAUCUCUCGGUGUUCUUCUACGUCGGGACAUGUCCUUGAACAGAAGACUCUUCUCCUGGUUGCUGGGUAUCGAGAACGGUAAGAAGCUACCCAGCCUGCCUCCCGCUCCUCCGGUAGGGAUGGACAAAUCCAUGAUGGCGCAUCGAAGAACCAAUAGCGUGCUUACCAAUGACAGUAUGGUUAGCAAUGAGGAUGAGGUGUCGGAGUACUUUGAGAUUCAUUCCAAACGGUUGCUGAUCCAGGGGCUGCGGAAGUGGCUCCACGAUCCGCCGCUGGAUCCGUACAACCUGGACAGCAAGCAGCGAUUCUUCAAGCCGUAUCGCAUCCUGAUCAGCCUUCUGGACAAGCCCGAGAUCAGCACCCCUAUCAUCGAUGAAAUCCUCCUGGAAGUAUUCCUGGCUCUCUUCACCCACUGCACCAAGCGGAAGGCACCCUCAAAACCGGACAACUCUGUUCCCUUGGCGACAAACAACGAAGUGGACUUUGCUCAUUGGGAGAUGCUGCAGGGAGCAGAGAAGCCCAUCGAGCUGAUCAAGACGGCUAACUUGCUCUUUAACUCGUUUGAACCGUACUUCAUAUGGGAAUACAUUGCCCAGCAAUUUGAACUGUGCUGUCAGCAUAGUGUGCUUCGAAGUACUGCACAGGGCUCUGUCUCUACCAGCUCUACCAGUACUAACUUUACUUGUACCAAACUUUGUGUCCUUGUCAGUUUUCUCUUGGACAUUGUGGCCUUAGAAACCUACCCUGAAACCCCAACAGAAUAUCUACCGCAGCUUCUCUGCAAGAUCAUCAUGACCCUGACCAACUAUUGUGGCUACCUGGACCUGAGUGACAUUCACCACGCCCUUGGGCUGUGCCUCAAACUACUGACCAAAGUCCAGCCAUCCAUGGUGACCAGCCCUGAUACCAAGACCGUUCUGAUACCACACCCCGAACCAGACCAGCUUCCGCAGGCUCUUCUCAAGCAGUUGGAGGGGAUAGAGAAUGGGUACGAGAUGAUUGAACCUGAGCGUAGUGAAGCCAGGCAAGAGAGAGCGCCAGUUCCCACACGCAAGGGUGAGCAGUCUGAUGGGAAGGGGAUGAAUGUAGGAACAGAACUGAAGGAUAAGGAAGGGGAGAAGCAGGAUGAGGAAGAGGAGGAUGAUGAGUUUAGUACACUAAUUGAUGCUAAGGACAAGGAUAGUGAUGAUGAUUCUGGGACAGUGCAAUCGCUUGACCGCCUUUCCUCGCAGCCUACGAAAUUCAGCGAGAACAACCCCCCUCCCACCCGUCUGCGUCGUCCCACCAGUCUCAGCAGUAGACAGGACUCCAGUUCCCUCCUGGACGAAUCUAUGGACAGUCCUGAACAGGCCAAAACAGUUGACAGAAAGCCACCUAAUCCUAGCAUCUCAUCCAUGGGCAACAGCGAGAGUGACAAGGAUGGACCUCCCAUGUUCUUGAUGCAGGCCUGCGUCCAGUGCUUUCAGACAUUCUUUGCCAAACUGAUCACCAAGAAGAUCUUGCCCAACGCGGACAUCGUCAAGACGUGCAUGACCAAGCUUCAGGUGGGUGACGUGGUUGCUUCCCCUGUCAAAGGUCCCUCGGAAAAUGGUCAGGAAGAGCCUGAGGAUGCUUCUGACAAAGACAAUGAUCAGGCAGAGGAGGGAGAGACAAAGAAGAGGAAUUCAUGGGAGGAGUUGCCAUGGAAACCAAAGAGUGACAAGAUGGAGGAUGUGAGGACAAGAACAGACUCUGCAUUGACAAGUGAUGAGGCUGCCAGGCAGUAUUUAGCUGAUGUGACUAUCAAUUGUUCAUCAUCCAAGGUGCUAUGUCAGGCGUUCAGUACAGCUUGUAAUCUGUUAGUUGAGUUUGCUUGCUUUCCAAUGUACUGUAAUGAAACCGUUUCAGCUUCAUUACUCAAAGCACCCAGGAUCAAAGGGAGUAUGCUAGGCCUGCCAGACUGGCUUCAAAACCUCCUUACCUGUUGCUGCUUCCUCAAAGACUUUAAAACACAGACCAUGGCCAUCUCAACUGUCCUGGAACUCAUAACCCUGACCAAAUCAGUUAUGUCAAGCUCAGACAACAAACUGGUGCUGCCCAACCCGCCCAACUCACCCCGCUUUGAAUCAGGCACAAUAUCAGUGGUUCUCAUCCCGGCCAUCUCAUCCAAACACUUGGAAUGCCUCAACUACAGCUCCAGCUAUUUCCAGAGAGUUGCAGUAGGUCUUUGGUCCCACCUGAGCCCCCAGACACCAGACUACCACGCCCGUAGUGCAGAUCUGCUUCAUCAGCUUCAUAAUGCUACACCUGAUGCGUACAUCUGUGAAGACAUCAUCGGAAACUCACUGGUCCAGAGCAGAACGACUGGAUCAUUGGAAGCUCACACCAAGUUUGCUCUGCUAUGGCACCUGAUACGUAGCCAGAUAAGAUCAAGUAGCCCAGCUUCCAAGAUCAGAACAUUUGACAGAUCUCUAUUAGUGGUCCUAGACAGUAUGGAGCACCCUAGCAGCAUGAUACGCUCCACCACACAGAGCUGGCUAUUAGAUGCUAUCAACCGUGGUGACAUAGCGAGGCUCUUAGAACCCAUCCUACUGGUCCUGCUUCAUCCCGCAACAGCUAGGGCGUCGGUCCAAUUCCUUGGAGCUGACGCCAUGCGGAGGAAACAGAUGGAGGAGGAGCUCCGGGAGCGAGAGCAGCACCUGGAUGGUAUCGAGAAUCGCAUCUACAGUAUCAGCAAUGUCGACGGGGACGUCAGGUUCUACGUCCUGAAAGAUGGGGAGCAGAAGUUUGUGAUGAAUGCAGGAAAGCAGGACCCGGUCUUUGCCUGCACGAGUGUCGACGAGAAGAUGAACUUUGUGACGCGGAGUAACCUGGGAUUACGUUUCAGCCAGCCGCCAGAUUUCCAUCACAAGCCUCUCAGUGUGACGAUCAAUCCGAUGAUGAUGGGUGCGCACGCGGCGUCGUUCAGCGAUUCUGAUAGCGAUGCCAGCGCGCCAACCUCCAAGAACCCCGAAGGAUCAUCAGAGAGGAGGAAAUCCAGUGGGACAAGUGUUGGGGAUAAAUCCAAGCUAAGCAUCAGUACUAAAGGGAAGAUGGCUUCAGACAGAAAGACAGACUCAGGUUCAGACACUGCUACCCCUGUCAGAGGAAGCGGAGAGGGGAGCACCGAUGAUCUGUCUGUGAGUGAUGGCUAUGAUGAACCAUCCUAUGUGUACAACGAAGAGGUAGAUGAAUCCAUAGAGGAUGCAGUCAGAAGUAUCCUCUAUGCAUUGGUGGAUAAGGUUAUUGCAAACGUUGAGGAGAAGGAGAUUGACGAAUCGGACUCCAUGUCUGUUAUAAGAGCGCCCCAUCGUCAUCACCACCUGCUAGUACACACCAUAGUACUAAGGGUUAUAUUAGAGCCAAAGGAGGUACAGCUGCACCUACUUCCCCUGUCAAAGGAUCAGAAGAGUUCAUGUUGGACGAUCUAAGGAGUCAUGUCAGGCAUGGAAACAGAACCAACAAGCGACUCUGAAAUCACAUGGAGAUAUCCUCAAGAAUACUGUCAGGCGUUUGAUGUGAAACGCAUCCGUCUUUUGCCGGAAUCAAAACUGACUUCCUUGCACCCACUUCAGCAGCAUAUCCUACUUUAUGUUCAAGUCUAUGAUGAGGAACAAAUCUUGCAUGUUCUUGCGAGGCUAAAAUCUAUCCUUCACACGUGCCCACGACAGUUUGUCUGUGCAAUGUCCUCCACAAAUAUCAGUAGCACGAACACUCCCCAGCUGAUCAAGCUUCAGCAGCUGCUUGCCCGUCAUAAGCGUUGCAUCACGGGAUGGGACUUCUACACCCAGCUUGAGCAAGAAGCACUUCUCAGUUUCAGGAGCACCACCUAUCUGGAGGUUCUCAUCCUCACUUGUGUCUACUUCAUGCGCAGCUACUACCCUCAGGACGGCCGUGCCAGAGAGAGAGAUGCCCUUGGGAAUCGGGAUGUCCAGACAGCAAGCAUGGAAGUCCUCCAGCAUGUUUUGUUUGAACUAGUGGAUGUUGUCAAGAAUGGUGGUCGAGGACUAGCCACCUUUAUCAGCGAUCUCCUAGUCAGGUGCAAGGUCCAAAAGGCUGUUGUGUAUUGUUUACUGGCGUCAGUGUAUGGUGCCAGGAAGUCCAAGUCAUCACUGGCGGACAAGGACAAAACCAUCAUACAGGAUGCCCAUCCAGAGCUUCUCACAGAGGUUGCUCAAACUUUCCAAAUCCAACUCCUGAAACUGGUCCUGACGAUCAUCGUCCUGGAAGACCACCUCUUUCCCCUCAGGGAUUCGUCUCUAGAAUCAGCCGCAGCGGACGACGGGGAAUGGGAGUUCCGCCAUCUCAAGUUCCAGUCGCCGAACUCUGCCAUGGGUUUCCUCAAGUCAGAGCGGUUGUCGUGUCAGGGUCUACUCCUGACAGCGGUACAGACCGCCCUCAAGCAGCACCACAAUGCCAAGAUGCAUCGUCACUGGAUAGCCCUCAUGACAGAAUCACUGCCCUACUUGGAGAGGGGUCUGCCUAAGCUGGUCAUCCCCCUUACCAGUCAACUGUGCCGCAAUCUGGAAUCCCUGGCUGGCGUCUACAAGCUACAGGAGAGUAGUAAAAGUGACAAGGAAGACCUUCCCCCUGAUCAUGUAAUCACCAUGCUUGAAGGCCUCACCCAAAUCUGUCACUUCUGCUUGCUGGAGUCGACGUCGAGCCUGUCGUCGAUGACCGUCAGACACAGCGCAUCCAGUCCCGAGAAUGAGUCGACUCCGACCACUCAGCUCUUCAGCAGCUUGAUCGGUGCUCUGACCAGAGAUAAAACAAAGGGUGCUGCCACACCUGAUGGCCCGAUGAGCAGCCCCAAGACGGAGGCCAGGAAGGGGCUCCUCGGUAUGCUACCCAGGAUCAUGGCCAGUAUAGCACGUCUGUGGAGCGCUGUGCAGAGCUCUGAGCUCCUCAGGGAAGACCUGGAGAAGACGCAGGAGUAUCCUAGCUUCAGCAUGGGAACACCAAAGGCUGUGAGGCAACAGAUCAUGGAGCUGUUAAGCCCUAUUGCACUGCACCAUUCUACCAACCUCCUAGCUGCUGUAGGAGUGGUGUGGAGUGAUAGCAGACGCAGGCACAAACCACCCAAGGGAAAGGUCCUAGCCCAGCCUUCUGAAGAACAGCUAGUCCUGGUCCAGCUUGUGAGUGCCAUCAAAGCUCUACCGACAGACACCCUGGUCCAGACCAUCAAGCUGGUUCUCAAGGCACCACCAUUCACAAUCAGAGACAAGAACCAACCUGGACUUGAGGUGAGCAUGCUUCAGUUCCUCUAUGCCUAUGUCCAGAAGAUGGCUGUUGCGCCCCUCAGGGACUCCUGGCCUUCCAUCUUAGGACUACUCAAGGAUGGUCUUCAACUCAACCUGUCUGCUCCAGCUCAGUUUCUAUUACUAGGGAUCCUGAAUGUGAUUGUCCAUAAACUGCUUCCGUUUGAUGAGCGUAAGGAUCAGAGAGACCUACAGGAGAUCAGCCAGCGUCUGAUGGAGGCAGCAAACACCAUUGCUGGAUCCUCACUGGAACAGACCACAUGGCUCAGGAGAAACGUCUCUGUCAAAAUCAAUGCUUCUCAAAUCUCAGAAUCUGAUGCUGAUGUCUCAGAUUCAGCAGCUGGCCCAGAGUCACCCACAGAGGGCGCUGUCAAUAAUGGCAAUAGUGCAUUGACCUCCCCUCCCCUCAGCACCCCGCCUGCACAGCAUUCCUAUUCACAAUACAGCGUGCAAGCACUCACUCUGCUUGCAGAGUUGAUGGCUCCUCUGUUGGACAUGGUGUAUGGCAGCGAUGAGAAAGACAAAGUGGUACCUCUCCUUACAUCCAUUAUGCACAAUGUCACACCGUACCUCAAGAACCAUAGUGCCCUAAACAUGCCCAGUUUCCGUGCCUGCACAUCACUCGUCUCAAGUCUGAGUGACUACCAGUAUACCAGGAAAGCUUGGAAGAAGGAUGCCUUUGAUCUGCUGGUAGAUGCUUCAUUCUUUCAGAUGGACACAUCUUGUAUAGGAGGGUGGAGAUGUAUCAUUGAUAAUCUCAUGACGCAUGACAGAACAACUUUCAAAGAUCUCAUGACUCGAGUAGCAGCCUUACAGAAUACAUCCCUGAGUAUCUUUGCAAGCAAGGAGCAGGAGAUGGAGCAGAGAGCUCAGCUCCUGAAGAGGCUUAGCUUCGUAGUCUUCUGCAGUGAGAGAGAUCAGUAUGUACGCUCCUUACCAGAUAUACAGGAGAGACUGGCUGAGAGUCUGAGACUUAGUCAGAGCCCUGUCGUUCAUGAACAGGUGUUUAUGUUCUUCCGAGUUCUCCUUCUUCGGGUGUCCCCUCAUCACCUGACCGGUCUCUGGCCCACCAUGAUCACUGAGAUGGUUCAAGUAUUCCUUCACAUGGAGGAGCAGUUAGCUAAGAGCGCCCAGGAUGGUUCCAAACGGUCAGCACUGGUCAGUUUCUUCCAGCUGGGUUCCAAUGGAGGCAACGCAUUGAAGACAUUCCUUAAUCUCUACCUCGCUGCUUCAAAGUUCCUUGACCUCGCACUCUGCUUGCCUUCGGAAUCGCUUCCUCAGUUCCAAGUUUACAAGUGGGCAUUUGUUGGUGAGAGCAAUGAGGGUGAUUCUCAGACCAGAUUUGUUCCUCAUAUUGCCAGGGUCACCAAGCUGCUUAGAGCCAAGAAGAAACAGGACCAGAGUCUGAACCACACCAUCAUGCAGAGGACUAGCCAAGGGCGCCCUCUGUUGGCCAUGCAUCACAUCCGCUCAGUGGAAGAGCUCAUGCCUUUCUUCAACACGCUAUGCAGCAUGCAGCAGUCAUCCACUGCCAGACCUCGGACCACAUCAUCUCAGGGACCGACCACGCCCUCCGGUAGCCAUGACAACAGGCAGAGUAACGGCCGGGCUGAUGACGAGGAGGAGGUGGUUGUCGUCUGGGACAAGAAGGAGAGCAGUGUCCAGUCUGCCAUGGCUGAUGACGAGCUGAUAGAACAUCUGGUGGAAAGAGAUUUCCUCCUCAUAGCGUGAUGAUGCAGUGAGGAUGGAACUCAAACUAGAUGGGAAGAAAGAUGGAGGAUGGGAAGAUAAAGAGUUUGCCAUCUCGAGUGUGAUACAGUCAAACCUGUGCAAAACUUCUCACAGAAGACAAGACACAUGGUCUUUAUAGACAGGUCAUAUUUCUUUACACAUGGUUGCUAAACACAGGUUUCAUUCCUUUUAUGAUGCCAGUAUCUUGCAACACGAUGUAUAGGCAAUACCACACAAAAAGACCAUUAUAACAAAAAGAAAGGAGAUCCUUUUGACAGUUGCUAGGUUUUCCUAGUUGAACAACACGACUGAUGUAAAAGUCCUCCUUCUGUGACUGAAGACCUGUUCUAAAGAUCUACCUCUUUAUGCCAGGGGCAAAGGUAUACAUGCAAUUAAGAACAAGAGAUGUAUGUAUGUAGAGGAGCUGAAGUGUUAACAAGAGAAACUGAACCACAAGUACAAGCAUAUGCUUGGUGAAAUUAGGUGACGGUUAUUUUGUUGCUAUUUAUGUCAAAACCAACUGAUAUUCAUUCCUAUUAAUUUCUAUUAAAAGAAAAUUGUUUGCUUCAAAAUUGAAGGAGAUGCUGCAUCAAUGUGCAAAUAUAUUAUUGGAGGUUCAAAAACAGACCAUGAUGAUGAACUUAUGGAACCUUAUAUAACCAAAAUUGAUUUCUGUUAAUUCUAGCAGAAUUUCAGGAUUACCAAUAUUUUAGAUUUUCCUUUAAUUGCUUUCAUUGUUAAUGCAUGCUUGCUCUUUUUUGUCUUUUUGUCUAUUUUGCUCUAAUAUAUCAAAUUCCUCAAAGAUAUUUACCUUUUACUUGUAUUGGGCAUUUUUCUUUACAAUUUUUCUUUUACAAAUUAUCUAAAGCUUUUGUAUGUAUACACAUGGAGGUGUGUAUAUACAAUAAAAGAUGUCAGUGUUGAAACUUGGAAGAAUAUGUAUACUGAGCUUGGACAUAAGAUUUUAGAUAUGUUACUUAUUUAAGGGGAAUAUAUUAUGCAUUCCAAAUGACGUCAUGCAGUUUAUCAGAAUUGAAUUCAUCCUAUUCAUUCACGAAUGUCCUGAAUAUAAAUGAUUUAAUUAUUUGGCGAGGUAGAUAGAUCUUACAAUGAUUAAGAGAUUUAUUGAUGUAAUCCACCAGAAAAACAAACAUGUUUCCUAGUACCCGGUGUGAGUGAGUGAGCCAUGGGUGUCAUGACAGACAUGAUGGUUUGUUUAUGAGUGGAAUAUUGCAAAAGCCUUGAAAGAAGUUCACCUUUUCCAAUGAUGGAUUUGUCCAGGUUCUCUGUAGUGCAAUAUUUUUGUUUUAUUUUCAUUCAAAUUAAAGAUGUGCCUGAAAAAUAUGCCAUUGAAUGUGAUACGUGUAUGGAAAUGAUUGUAAGAUAGAAUAUACAUGUAUGCUGUGUGUAGUGCCACACCAAAUGAAAGUGAAUUGAGAUGUUCUGAAUACAUGUAACAUCUACAUAGAUUCGAACCGAAAGGGUUACAAAGUCCAUAAAUAACAUAGCCCCUUCACUCUUAGAAGCAGUACCUGUAGUUCAAUUAAUGAUAUUUGGAUGUAAUUUUGCCAUACUUGUACUGUCAGUGGUAUGAUUAUAUGUGAUCUACAUGUACAUGUAUACUGCUAGAAAAAUUAUAUGUUUGAUUGAUUGAUUGGUUGAUUAAUGGAUGACUUUCUGCAACUUAACUGUAUAACCUGAGGUCCCAUGCUGCCAGAUGAACUUUGUAUCGUACGUAUGUUCCCCAAGCAAUGUUUGUGUAACUGACAUUAAAGUUUGAACUGUAAGUGGGCUCAUCGAUGCUCUUAACCUCAUUGAUGUUAUGCAUGUCAUUUCAUCGUACGUAACACUGAUUCCUUCAUACAGAGAUUCCAUUGCGUUCCAAUUUACAAUUACAGUCUUUGUUUUUAUUUAUAUUAAUAUUCCUGUCAAAGACAUGUAAAAGUUAAGUGCCAUUUUCUGAAAAGAAAUAAUAAUUGCCUGUUAUUUUUAUUAUGUUUCUAUUAUUCAUACCAUUCCAUUUUAUAAAGUUUAGUAAAAAAAAAAAAAAAUUCUUUUCAUAGGGAUUUUAUUUUGUUUCAUACAUCAAAUAUUUCAUGUACGUAACAUAAUGUUCGAAUAUUUCACUGUAAAGAAAAAUAUGAAACGAGAUAAAACAUUGUACAAGUACAUGUAUAGUCUAUCAUCCUUAGGAUAUAUGAACAAGAUUGGAUAAAAAUUUAGACUCAUUAUUCUAAAUUGAGCAGUUUCACUGACAUUAAAUAACUUGUGCUUUACAACAUUUUGUCGAAAAGAUGACUUUCUGUUCUCUCAAGAGAUCGAUUGACUCCGUUUAUUCUGUUGUAAUAAAGUCAACAGCAGGAGAAUGAUAUGUAAAUAUUCAUAAAUUAUUUCAUUAUUAAUAUUUGUGAAGCCUUUAAUAUGUAACAAGAUCUGUUCAAGAAGUAUAGUAUUUCUCAGCUCCAUGCAGUCGUAGAUAAAAACAUUUAAUUUUUGUUAAACUCUUGGUUGAAGUCAAUAUUGCCUUAGAGAUACAUGGACACAAAUAUGGUGAUUUACAUGUAGGCGAUCAGAUGAUUUAACAAGAAAUUUAUCUUUUCUUUCCUAAUUAAUCUGUUUCGAGGUUCUUUUAUCCAAAAGAAAAUUGACAAAAAGUGCAGAAAGAGUUGAGUGAGGUAGUUUACAUACAUGUACCUCUUAAUAUGAAGAGUUUGUAAAUCUUUGAAAAGCAAACAAUUCAAUCAUCAGAAAGUUUAUAUCAAUGUUUUUUAUGUUCAUGGGAAUGUAUAACUGAAAGAAUAUAACGUGUUUUAUUUAUCUACCUGUAAUAUUGUUUUGAAUAUAGAUUAUUAUAUGCUGCUUGUUAUAUAUUAAACUCUCUUUUCAAAGCAUGUGCAUUGGAUGACAUAGGCAGUGAAAAAUAGAAUAGAAUACUCAACAGAGUGGAUAGCAUAGGACCAUAUUGUUCUGAAAUGUUAUGGUGUAUACUUCAUAUCACUGCAAGUGACCUCAUUAUUUAUGUGUACAUAUUUGGUGAAAAGAAAAUUUUCGUAUCUUAUAUUCAAAUUAUUAGAUUUAUACAUUAACAUAUUCAUGAAUAAAACAACAUGUACAAGUCUACAGGCAUAUCAUGUGAACCAAGAAGAAAAUUUCGAUAAUAUUUAGCAUUUUAAUCUUCUUUCUUUCAUUUUAAAUUUAUUUGAAAGACAAUAGUUUUUAUUGAUAUGCUAUAUGAGCCUUCAGUACUUGUAUAUGGAUGAAUUCCUUUGGACAUUUAUUUAACAUGAAUGUACAAACGUACUUGCCUUUCUAUAUGUACAUGUAUAAUCUACUCUUUCUUAUUUUGUGGAUAAAGAUUCUAUACUUUGUUAAUCGGCUUAAUGAAAAAUGAAGUGGCUCUAUGUAAAAGAAAUUGUUUAACAAAGAAAGUUAAAAAGUUAACAGUUGUACAUGCAAGUGUUUAGAAUAUUCUAUGACAGAAGUCUGUAUGUUGUCUUUAAAGGCUUGAUGUUUUCAGUGUGGCUGCCUAUUGUACGUUCUAAAUUGGAGGAGAUAAAUGGAGUUUAUGGGAAUAAAUACAGAAACAAAGUAGAUUUGAUGCACUUUGUAUGACAACA
Molecule: messenger RNA, 12541 nt
Organism: Strongylocentrotus purpuratus (purple sea urchin)
Lineage: Eukaryota; Metazoa; Echinodermata; Echinoidea; Camarodonta; Strongylocentrotidae
Product: protein dopey-1
Biological process (GO): Golgi to endosome transport
Cellular component (GO): endosome; trans-Golgi network
Source: RefSeq, a predicted model, not a curated record